Ruditapes philippinarum (Manila clam) is the source of this 509-nucleotide messenger RNA. RefSeq names its product mitotic apparatus protein p62-like. Gene Ontology annotation, molecular function: histone binding; chromatin binding; RNA binding. Gene Ontology annotation, biological process: chromatin remodeling. Gene Ontology annotation, cellular component: cytoplasm; nucleolus; nucleoplasm. The transcript is spliced from 2 exons. The record is from RefSeq and is a predicted model, not a curated record. Lineage: Eukaryota; Metazoa; Mollusca; Bivalvia; Venerida; Veneridae. The coding region runs from base 129 to 509 and encodes 126 amino acids.
UGGUAUAAAUCUCGCUUUUCUCGUGCAAAUCAUGCCACAUGUAAUGAUAAAGCAAAAUAUUCUAGAUAUUGGCCAUUUGCUUAGGAGACAUAGGAGUAGGACGAACGUGACAGUAACGGCUCGAAAACAUGGUAGAGGCAGCACAAGAAUACUUUUGGGGUGUGGAGUUAAGCAAGGAUAAACCAACAUACACCUGGACAUUUGAGGAGGAAGACGAGGAUAAUGAUUACCUUGUACACACUUUAUUCCUGAAAAAUGCUGUGCUAGGAGCGUCGGCAGUUAAAGGAGAAAGAAAUCUUGUACAAAUAGAAACCAAAAACUUUGACAAAACUGAUAUAUCACAGCCUUUACUAUCAUUAACAUUAGGCCAGUCAGAUAUGGUAGGUAACUCUUCAGCUCAUCACACAAUGUUUAAGUUCUUACCACUCUGCUUGAUUUUUAGCUCGUCAGAAUGUUGCAAAGAAUAUAAGGAUCUUGCACUUUCUGCCAGUACAGAAUUGAAUAUCUAG